Lingula anatina is the source of this 4080-nucleotide messenger RNA. RefSeq lists its product as uncharacterized. Gene Ontology annotation, cellular component: membrane. NCBI's taxonomy places the organism in Eukaryota, Metazoa, Brachiopoda, Lingulata, Lingulida, Lingulidae. The record is from RefSeq and is a predicted model, not a curated record. Gene Ontology annotation, biological process: amino acid transmembrane transport. Gene Ontology annotation, molecular function: L-amino acid transmembrane transporter activity.
GGUUGUGCGUUAAGGUAAAAAUUCGGACUAAUUAUAGAAAUUUAAGCUCGUUCCCGCCAUCGGGAUCAAACCGGAAGUACAAUAAAUGGUGAACUCGCUUUUGCAGUCUUCUAAACUAAAGAGUGCUUUUAUUUUGCGACGUGUGAAUUUAAAUGGCAGAAUGCAGUGAAAAUUAAAGAAGAGUAUGUGUCGAUGAUCCAGUUGCACGAUGCAGUAGUUAAAACAAAAUAAAAUCAAAAAGGGCCUAGUAAAGUACACGUCCAAGUUCCAGCCACACAGUUCACAAUGCAUGGAAGUGGACAAGCAAGGAAUUGGCCCUAUGUCAUCAACUUGGGGAACAGCAUCAUUGGCGUUAGCGUGCUGGCUAUGCCAUUUUGCUUCAAACAGUGUGGUGUAGUGUUGGGCACUGUGCUUCUGCUAGGCAGUGCCUGGUUAACUGAGACAGCAUGUUGGAUUCUCAUGAAGGCUGCUUUCACUGCAAAGAAGAGGUCUUAUGAAUAUUUAGCUCUCCAUACAUUUGGUGCUGCUGGGAAGUUGGCAGUGGAAGUCAGCAUAAUAGGCCUGUUGAUAGGAACGUGUAUAGCAUUCUUUGUGAUAAUUGGAGACCUGGGGCCGCCCAUUGUAUCAAAAAUAUUUGGAAUAGAGAAUACCUCAACACUGCGAACUUCUUUGAUGGUGUUCUUAGGCCUGUUUGUGGCGCUACCUUUAGGAAUGUUAAGGAGCAUAGAGAGUCUCAGUAACAUAAGUGCAGUAUCCAUAGGGUUCUAUACAGUAUUUGUGGCAGAGGUUGUCCUGACAGCAUUCCCACACUUGUGGUCAGGGGUGUGGGUAGCUAAAGUGGACUUCUGGAAAGCAGAUGGCAUGUUCCAGUGUCUGCCUAUAUUCUCUAUGUCUUUAGCAUGUCAGACUCAGUUAUUUGUAAUGUAUGAUGCCCUGCCGGAACCAUCAGUGAAUAGAAUGAACUCUAUAGUGAAGAGCGCUGUUUGGUUCUGUACUGCAGUAUAUUUAACUGUUGGAUUCUUUGGUUAUAUAGCAUUCUGUGAUGUUUCGGUCAGCGGAGAUGUGCUCAUGAACUUUAAACCUACAAUAUUCAGUGAGGCCAUUAAGAUGGGUUUUGUGCUGUCAGUGGCUGUCAGUUUUCCACUCUGCAUUUUCCCAUGCAGGGCCAGUAUCAACACUUUGUUCUUUUCUGAGGCUCAUCUCCAUGGUAAUAUUGGUGGGGCCCCAGUUAUUCCUCCAUGGCGCUUUAAAAUCAUCACCAUCUGUAUUGUACUUUUUACUCUGGUACUGGGUAUUUUGGUCCCAAAUAUUGAGUUUGUAUUGGGUCUGACAGGGGCCACAAUGGGCUCUAUGAUUUGUUACAUCUUUCCAUCUGUCAUGUUCAUCACCGUAAUGUCCUCUUCAAGUGGUGGAAGCAAGUCAACAGCACAGAUGGUGCUAUUUUUAGGUGUAACCAUCCUCCUGGCCAGCACCUAUACCACUCUCCAGUCCCACGAUGAGGCCCAGUCACGCCAGGCUCUGGUGGUCCCUGAUGACCAUCAACACCCAGUAGUGGACCAAGGUCAGGCGCCCACAGAACCACCAAAGUCAGCUGAUCAUGAUGAGGGAGACGAGGUCAAGAAGCAAGCAGGAGAUGAUGUAAUAAAGGAUGAAGGUAAGAAAGGUGAAAAGGACACAGAGAAAAGUGGACAGCUUAUAGAACCUCCUGUCAAGGGGGACAGCAAGGGGGACAAAGCUGAUGUUAAAAAGAAAGAAGGGGAGAAGGAAAAGGCAGUGGCUGUUGAGAAAAAAGAGGGAGAAGAUGUUGAUGACAAGCGUCAAGAACCUCCAAUUCCCCAUGAGCCUGAUGACAAGGUGCCAGAAGAAAAGGAAACUGAUAAAGAAGGAGAAAAAGAUAAGAGUGUAAAAGAAGGGGAAAAUGCAAAAGACACGAAAAAGCAAGAAAAGGAAGAUGUUAAGGAAGUCCCAAACACAACUCCUUCAAUGAAAGCAAAAGUGAAAAACUCGGAGGACAAAGAAGUGGCUGAAGACAAAAAAGAAUUGAAGAAAGAAGAUAAAGCAAGCGCAAAGAGCUCAAACAAAACACAGGACCAUAUUGAGGAGAAACAGGAAGCAUUGCUGAAGGAAUUACAGAAGCAGCAAGUGGAAGCAAAGCAACUGCUGCAGGAACAAAGAGAAAUCAUAGAAGAAUUGAAAAAACACAAAGAAGAUCACAAGGGAGAGGAAGGAAAGAUAGCCAGUGACCAAAAUCAGCAGCCAGUUCAACAACAACAGCAAUUGCCAGGACAGCAGCCACUAGUUCAAGGCAACCAGUUGGGGGUACAACAGCCACAACAGGGCCUAGGACAGCAGCCUGCUCAACAACAGCAAGUUCCAGUACAGCAACAACAGCUACAGCAAGUUCAACAGCCAGUGCAAUUGCAGCAAAGUGCACAGCUGAAACAGAAUGUACAACAACAGGCAGUGCAGGAACAACAACAGCAACAACAACAACCAUUACAACAGCAACAAGGGCAACAAAACAUACAAGUACAACAACAGCAACAGGUACAAGUGCCUCAGCAGGCAGCGCAACAGCAGCAGCCUGGACAGCUACUGCAACAACAGGGACAACAACCAGUGCAGCAACAGCAGCAGGUACAACAGCAGCAAGGACAACAAAACAUUAAUGUACAACAACAACAACAACCUGUACAGCAGCAAAUGGGGAUAAAUGGACAACAAUAUCAAAACCAAGCACCUGCUGUAAAUCAGCAGCAACAACAGCCAGCUGCACAGCAACAAAAUCAGCAACAGCAACAACAGGUUUUGCAACAGCAAAAACAGCAGCCCAUAGUACAACAGGGACAGCAGUUCCAACAAGUCCCACAAAACCAGCUUGCUGGUCAACAACAACAACAACAACAAGAUGUACCAGCAGGCAAUGUGCUGCAACAAAAUUAUGGGCAGAAUAACAAUCGACAGGGUCAGGUGCCUCAAGGUGUAAACCAGGGCCAAAAGAUUGUGCCUGGAAAUGUGGCUGGACAAGGAUUACCACAACAACAACAACAACAACAACAGCAGUUUCAAGGGAAACAGCAGAAUCUCAAGCAAAAUGACUUAGUGCAACAAGUUAUGAAUGGGGGUUAAGCCAGUUUUGCAUCUGGUAUGCGAGGAGUUCCAUAUUGAUUGUUACCAUUAAACUAUGAAGAAUUUUAAAAUGUUACUGUUUUUUUAUAUGGAAGGAAAAUAGACAGCGUGGAAAGAAUGCACCUCAGGAGUUGAGUAUGAUGAUUUGAUCAGUUUCAGUGAUAUCAGUUUCACUACAUGAAUUAAAAUGCUUUAAAGGUUUCUUUAUCUGUUGAGAGAUGUCAGUUGUAUCAUUUCACUAAGUUGGUCCAAGUUUGAGUGUAUAUAUUUUGUGUUGGAAUAGGAUCAAGUCAUUUAUUUUUCAAAAUGCCUGUGGUAUCUUGAAAUCAAACAAUUCUCGUAUUGUUCUGUUCAACCUACAGGCUAUCGUUCGACAUACUUGGCGACCAAAUAUGAAUAUUGAAGCUUUUGAUAGUAAGAAGUAAUUGUUUGCAGUAGCAUUAAAUGUUGUAAUAAGUGAACCCCAUCUUUAAUUCCAGAUUCUAAAAUGGUGAAGUAAGUUAACUGAUCAUGUAUGAUUGAUAUAGAUUGUACAGUACAUGAAUGGGCUAAACAAAUAAAAUUUGUUUAGUUUUGUUUAAACGGAAUUUGUUUAGUAAGGACAACUGUAGUGAAUCCAUUUUAAUUUAUAGCAGAGCAUUCUGUUUUCAGCAUAUUUAAAGACAAAUUUAAUCUGGAAGUAACUAGGGUUUUAAGGUAAUUGCUGUGGUUUGUAGUAAAACCCUCAGGAAUGUGAUAAAUGUGAAGGAAAUUACAGUGUAAUUACUCAAAAAUGUAAAAAAAUACCAAAAAAUGUUACGAUAUAUUCCUUGGCUUCAGUUCCUUCUUUAAUGCAUGUGCAUCUUGCAAUAGCAUAUACAUGUUAGGUCAGACUUUGCACACAGGCAUACGAAUAAUAAGAGGUUUGUAGUAUUUAUGGUGGGAGAUUUUAUAAUAAAAGGUGCUGUUACA